GAAAUGGGGGGAAGUACAUUCCUGAGGUAAAAUGUUCUUCCCUCAGUUCUUGCUUGUUUUUAUUACUUUUCUUUCUAUUCAGCCUUCGUCUUCCAGUCCCUCAUGGAAACCAUUUCCCCUUUGAUUUUGCUCUGUUGCACCCUCCUCUGUGGGACUGAACGAGAGGGAAAUGGGGGGGAAGUACAUUCCUGAGGUAAAAUUUUCUUCCCUCAGUUGGUGCUGUUUCCGUACAUCCGGGGUUUAAUGCAGGCAGGCCAUUUCCUGCUCUCCUGACUCAGGAAGGACAACAAGGCUUGAAAGAGAAAGCAAGAAGCCUGUUGGCUGGUUGCUGCUUAGGAGAGGGGAGGUAGGAACGUCUCUGGAGCCGAGACUGAGACUGAGAGAAAUAAAAGGAAGGUGCUUCGUUUCGAGGCAAAGGCUGCAGUUUAUUGUGGGCUUCACAUUCCCGGAAGCGAAGGGAGAAGUGGGCGGGGCCGCUACAGGUGCAGCACAAAGUGGUCUGAGGAGAAUUUCCUGGUUGAGCUCACUCAAGGGGCGGGGGGUGCUGGAUAAAUGGAUCAGGCUGGAACUAUAUGGAGUAAGAACUGACAGUGCAGCCCUUAUAUUAGCUGACAGGUUAGGGGAGGGGCUGAGUAGGUGUAAGUAGGUAACUAGUAGCUGGUUUGUUAACUAACUAGGUCACAGCUGUGUGUGUAAGCAGGUUAUAGUUAUUUUGAUCAUUGAGGGGCAACACCACAUAUGACCAAUUGGAUUAAAGUUGGCCUGGCCCUUAUGUAGCAGAUCUAGAUUUUUUUGGGGGGCUAAUGGGUUCUAGAUAAUCAUCAGGAAAUAAUUUUAUAUUAUAACGUCACCAAGGAAGGCAGCUUUAAGUGUAUUGGGUAAAAGGACUUAAUUUAAAUUAAAUCAGCCAGGGUAUAUGCUGAGCAGCAGAGGAACCAAUCAAAAGCAAGCGUGAGGCAAGUUUCAAUAUGGCUUCCGAGAGAGAUGAGGUGAUCCAGCUGCCUCCCGAUGGGACCUGCGAUGCCUGCGAGCCCGACGAAGCCAAAGAAGCGGCCCAAAUCUGCGACGACUGCCAUUUUUCCUACUGCGGCCCCCACGCUGAGGAGCAUCGGAGUCGGUACAGGGAGCACCGCCUGAGGGAAUUCACCACACAGCCCCCUGUUCCGGAGAAAAGUGGGGAAAAGCCAGGAAGCGAGAGCAAGAAAAAGGAAUACACAGAGAAGAGGUGUCAGAUUCACCAGCAGGAGCUCACACUCUACUGCAGAGAGGACCAGAAAAUUAUCUGCGUGCUCUGCGCUGUCACGGGGGACCACCGGCAGCACCAGCUCGUCACCCUCAAUCAGGCCUACCAAGAAAUGAAGAACAGAAAACCUACCGACCUCAAACUGGCCAUGGGCGACAUGGUGGAGAGGUUAAAGGCAAAGUGCGUGGACCCCAUGAUUAGCCGCAGUGAGCUGAAGGCCUUUGUACAGAAGGAGUUUGAGCUCAUGAGGCACCUGGUGCAGGAAGAAGAAAUCAAGGCCCUUCACUACGUGGACCUGCAGGAGGCCGUGGCUUCUGCUCACGUGACGGAGGUCUUGGCUGAACUUAAUGUCCAUAUGGCUAAGCUCACAACUGAGAUGGUAGAAAUCACACGGCAGCUGAACAGCUUUAACGACAUUGCGAUGGAGAAACCAGAGCACCCAGAAGAAGAAUCAAGGGAGGACCGGUGCCCAACCAAUGCAUCGGCCAACCACCGAUUUCACGAUCUUCCAAAAGGCAACGGGCCCUGGUGAAGAUGUUCGCCUUCCAGAUAUCGGCGGAUUUCUUCCCUUCUCACCCGCACCCCUAGUGUCCUCCUGCCUCUCUCAUAGUCCCACAAGUCUCGCUCCCUCUUCAUUUGACCCCCCUCAGAUCCUACAACCUGUUCAGUGAUGGGGAAAAAUAGGAAUUGUUUGUACUCAUUGUGGAAGAGGCUGUAAAUAUCCCGAUUGCACUAAAUUCGGAAGACUUAAUUCUGCGCAGCCUGGACGACCCGUCUGAAAAUCUUCAGUACAUUGAGGCUUCAUGGUCUGGGCUCGGCCUGGUUAUGGGAUCUUAUAUAACAAGUACUAUUUUAUGUAUAAUGUAAUUCAUUUGUUUCUUC
This is a messenger RNA of Xenopus laevis (African clawed frog), 2125 nucleotides long. It is a transcript of the gene trim44.L, whose product is annotated as tripartite motif containing 44 L homeolog. The record is from RefSeq and is a predicted model, not a curated record. Lineage: Eukaryota; Metazoa; Chordata; Amphibia; Anura; Pipidae. Gene Ontology annotation, molecular function: zinc ion binding. Bases 969 to 1775 code for a protein of 268 amino acids. The transcript is spliced from 6 exons.